Messenger RNA from Glossina fuscipes, 1246 nucleotides. RefSeq names its product methyl-CpG-binding domain protein 2 (gene MBD-like). The transcript has 3 exons. The record is from RefSeq and is a predicted model, not a curated record. NCBI's taxonomy places the organism in Eukaryota, Metazoa, Arthropoda, Insecta, Diptera, Glossinidae. Gene Ontology annotation, molecular function: DNA binding. The coding region runs from base 139 to 1152 and encodes 337 amino acids.
GCAGUUCCGUCUUGCAUAAAAAGAAUUGUUUUGCUUUCUUCUUUCAGACAACAAAAAAGAAAAAAAAAAAGCUAAACAAUUUUUCUUAACCGCUAUUAGUGCACAAAUUUUAUUAAAAAUACUUAAUAAAGUGUUCAAAUGAACUCGAAUAUUACUAUUGAGCGAAAAAGAGUAGACUGUAAUGCUUUACCAAAGGGCUGGCAAAGAGAGGAGGUACUAAGAAAAUCAGGAAUCUCAGCAGGAAAAGUUGACGUUUACUACUAUAGCCCUACAGGUAAACGUAUUGACACAAAACCUCAACUGGCACGACAUUUGGGAGAUGCGAUAGAUAUAAGCAGUUUUGAUUUUCAAAAGGGCAAAUUUAUACAUCACCUACCGCUGCCUUCCAUAUCCGUAUAUCGCUGUUCGGCUGCCAGUGGUACCGGUUGUCUUAAUUCAAGCAGUACGACGUCUAUAGCUUCUGGAGGUCCUCUAACAAUAACACCACAAGCUGCUAGCUCAAAUUCUUUAAAACGGAAACAUAAAACGGCAACGCAACCUCCAUCUGGAGCAUCGCCACAACAUAGCACUUUACUGGGGUCUUGUACUGCAACUGUUCCUACCGCAGCAGUGCCGGCAGCAGGCAGUAGCAACGUUAACAUAAGACAGCAACAACAAUUAGAAUUCAGUCGAGCAUUGCGCUCAGAUGCUUCAUUGGUUCCUCCGAUACGUCAAACAGCCUCUAUAUUCAAGCAACCGGUAACGGUGGUGCGUAAUCACGAGAAUAACAAAGUAAAACAUGACACCAAGCACGGUGCUCAGGAAAAGCCUAAGCAACUUUUUUGGGAGAAACGUUUAGAGCGUAUGCGAGCCUGUCACGCGAGCGGUGAGGAAUUGGAUGAUAUUGUUUUACCGAAAAAUUUGAAAGCGUUAGGUCCUAAUGUACAUGAACAGACGGUUAUGCAAUCACUAGCCACAGCUUUGCAUGUGCUAAAUACGCCCGUAACUGGACAAACUGCCACGAAGUCUGAAUUCCAAAAGAACGCCCCGGCUUUUAUUAAUCCUGAUCAGCCACUAAUGCAGGCCAUACUAGUCUCUGAUGACGAUAUACGGCGACAAGAAGACCGUGUAAACAUAGCCCGACGAAAACUACAAGAAGCCUUAAAGGUUUAAAUCUAAAUAAUAUACUGAUUUUAGGAUUAGUUUAGUUUCUAAGUUGAAUUAAGUAAGAAACAAUUUCUGCUAUUGUUUAGAAAAUUGAAUUAUU